This is a messenger RNA of Chroicocephalus ridibundus (black-headed gull), 1655 nucleotides long. Its product is annotated as coiled-coil domain-containing protein 162-like. The coding region runs from base 1 to 912 and encodes 303 amino acids. The record is from RefSeq and is a predicted model, not a curated record. NCBI's taxonomy places the organism in Eukaryota, Metazoa, Chordata, Aves, Charadriiformes, Laridae. The transcript is spliced from 7 exons.
AUGCAGUUUCUAAUGGAGGAUGUACGGCAGAGCAGCUACAGCUCUGCUGUGGAAGAUCACGCUGACUGUCAAGCUUCGUUAGCUAAGAGCAAGCAGCGGAAUUUGGCAGAAAUGGUCGACUCAAGUGCUAACUGGUUGCAGAACAGCAAAAAGAUGUGCAAACUUUUGCUAAGGCAUCAUGAUCCAGUCAUAUCACAUAACUUGCUGAGAUCUUUUCUGAUACCAUGUAAGCAACUAGAAAUAUUAAAGGCAGAAUGGGGCCAUCUCAAACUGAGGACUGAGGAUAUCAAUACAGUUCCUCUCUACAAAGAGUUUUGUGAGCAAUAUGGUGCAGAUAUCCUGUACCCAGCCAUGAAAGCCAUAGUCAGACAAGCGGGCACAGAGGAGGAGUUUGGAGAGCCCGUUAGAGCACUCGGCAUGUACUCCCCCCCAGAGGAGCAUCUUCAAAAGCUUCUGGAAAGCCUAGAAAUUCACAUGAUCCAUGAUGUGCAGAAGAAAAUUAACCAGGAGACGACUCUAGUGACAUCAGAAAGAGCCAGACAAGAGAGCAGUCUCCCUGCUGAGCUCUGGAAACACAGGGUAAUGCAAGAAAAUUUCUCAGUUGUACGACCACAGAUAGUUGAAAUAUUUGUUCAAAGGCUGAUGGAAAACUACCAAGAAUCAGAUACAGAGGUUACUUUUAAAAAAAGCCAUUUACAACAUUGUCUCACCAUACCGGGCUGUGACAUCUUUGCCAGAGAGCGCAGCAACUUUGAGACCUGCUCCAUGUUUUAUGAAAAUAUCCUGCGCCAACAGCACCGUCUACUUUACCAAAAAGAACAAGAGCUGCGCGCAGUGGAAGGAGGUGGCAACCAAAGCGAUGUGGCCCUGACACAGGUUGGUGAUGAGGGUCUAUCGAUUGGUAGUACUUAGUGGUCUCAUUUGGGACAGAGUCCCACUGUGCAGACACAUGGUGAUAGUCUUUGAGAAGAAAGGCAGGGUGGCUCUGGGGCUCUUGUUUCUGCACUCAAUGCCAGGAGUCGUGCCAGAAGGACUUGUAAAACAAAGAUAACCUGAAGGCAAAUGUAGCGGCCUGCUGUUCUGUGGUUCAUGUUCACAAUGGAUGACGUACUGGUAACUUUCUAACUUAAACUCCUACUGAUGGAUCUCUCCUCCUACACGACAUUCUCCCAUGGCAAUUCAACCAUUGAGAUAGGAAAUAGAAGUGCGUCAGGCAUGGAGGCCAUACUGCCAUGUAGGUACCAGCUAUGCUAUGUCGUGGCUGCAUAACCAACUCUUCUUAAGUUCUGAGUAUUUGACUUCGCAGCUUCCGCUGCGUUCUUUAGGAUAGCUGGUAUGUGUGGGUGGAAUUUUUUAAAGAAGUAAACCCAGCCAAUAAAUCAGAAAUGCCAUCUUGUGAAAUCAUGUGAUAUCCAUGUCAUCUAUCAGCUGACUUGAAGGCUUGGCACCAUCAACACAAACUCCACUGCUAGAGGCUUGUCAGCUUCUACAGAAACCCACACUACGGAGAAGACUGCUUGGGUUUCAGGGAUGUUUGCAUAGCAGUGUUGGAACACCUGCAUUUUGUAUUUCAUUCCUGAGCUCCCUUUCUCAUCUGUCCUCAUCACUGACUACAAGAUUUGAGUUCUUCUCUGGGCUUCUUAUCAGUUUCUUGC